Aspergillus oryzae RIB40 is the source of this 3093-nucleotide messenger RNA. RefSeq lists its product as uncharacterized. The record is from RefSeq and is a predicted model, not a curated record. Gene Ontology annotation, biological process: cell division. The transcript has a single exon. The coding region runs from base 1 to 3093 and encodes 1030 amino acids. Lineage: Eukaryota; Fungi; Ascomycota; Eurotiomycetes; Eurotiales; Aspergillaceae. Gene Ontology annotation, molecular function: protein binding.
AUGCGAUUCACGCCGAAAGUCGAUUCCAACAUGGCACUGCUAUUGUACAACUCCGGAAAAGCCUAUCUUUUACAUUGGGCGCAGACGGAGGAUAGGGACGCACUGGAGAAAGCCAUUAUUGUAACAAGGCAAUCAGUGGAGUGCACGCCGGAAGGUGACGAUGGUCUCGCAAAUAGACUCCGUAGCCUGGGGGCCUGCGCGUUUGCUAUGUUCAAGCACACAGACCGAAUGGAAGAUCUUGACAAUUGGAUAGAUGCAUUUCGCAGGGCAGCACAAUUAGUGCCUAAUAAUCAUCCGACUCAGUCAAACUCUAGUGCUCUGCUACGCAAUGCCCUUCUUGUGCGCUUUCAGGCUCAAGGGAAUCUCCAAGACAUCGAUUCAGUUCUCUCGGCGAGUCGUGAGGCUGCGGCUGCUGGGGCUGGCGAGAAUGACCAUGACGCGUGGGCUUUAUACCAUCUAGGCAGUCAAUUGGACUUCAAAUACGUCAAUACUGGCGAUGUGGACUGCCUUCACGAAGCAAUUCAAGUAUGUAGCCAGGCACUAGAUCGACCGGGCGAAGAUCAUGUUAUCUGUGCCAAAAUCCUAGCACUCCGUGGACAAUGCCUUCGGGAAUUGUUUGAGCACACUGGGGAUAUAUCUGAACUUGAAAGGGCUAUCACGGAUUGCAAACAAGCAGCCGAGAUCAUGCCUGAGGACCACCAUGCACUUCCAGGGAUCCUGCAGAGGCUGGCAUUUUCCUCCCAGGAGCAGUACCAAUUGUCCGGAGAGAUAAAGUAUCUGGAAGAAGCAAUCAAGAUAGCCCAUCGAUCGCUCAGCCUGGCAUCUAUUUAUGGCCAUGAAAUGUCGAAGUUCUUGUCCACUCUAGGAGGCAUUCUUUUGCGCCGAUAUAGUGCUACGUUGAGGUUACGGGACCUUGACGACGCUAUUAAAGCACUGCGCAAAUCAUUGGAAAACGAGUCCCAAAUGCCCAAGGUUGUCACUGCAACUAACCUGGAUAUUCUCGCAAGUUGUCUAGGUACCCGGUAUCGCCGUAGCGGAGAUCAAAGAGACCUCCAAGGGGCAGAACACGCGUCACGGCAGGCAGUCGAAAUCGCACCCGCCAGCCAUGCCGGGCUGCCAGCAAUCUUGUCCAACUUGGGCCGUUACCUCAUGGAGCUUUUUCAAGCAACAAGGGAGCCCAACUAUCUUGAAGAAUCAAUGCAGACGUUCACAUGUGCCCUCGAUCGAGUACGAAGUCCUUUGCAUGCUCAAUUGUGCCUCGGCGUCAUGGCGGGCUGUAGGCGCAUUAUGUAUAUGAUUACACACAACGACGAGCACCUUGAAGCUGCUAUUGAAAUUUGCCGCAAGUCCAUCGCUGCUCUUCCGACUGAAACUGACAUUCUUGCUGAUUGCCAAGACGAGCUUGCACUUCUUCUUCAUUGCCAGAAUUCUGAUGAUCAAGAAGAGGCACUGGGUUUGAGCUUACAAGUGUGGAACUCUCUCAGAGCCUCUCCCUUCGGACGCAUUAGAGCGGCAAAUCGGGCAGUUACAAUCUACAUCGAACAAUCUAACCUUGAGAAAGCCUAUGCACUUGCCACAGCGGCAAUUGAUGUUCUCCCACUUGUUCACAAUCAGUCACUCACCCUUCAAGAUCAGCAAGAGGUUGUGCAGGUCUUCUCCGGUCUGGCCACAUAUGCAUUUUCCCUGGCGUUGAGAACUAAACGCUCUCCUAUUGAAGCACUCGACUUGUUAGAACGCGGACGCGGUGUUAUCCUGAGGCUUCUGAUGAAUGACCGGAGUGACCUGUUUAAACGCCGGAAUACACAGCUGGGUUUGUCUGCAGAAGUUGAAAUUCCGCUCUAUGAGAUGCACACCCCUACUGUGAGCCUUUGCUCAGGCAAUGCAGCCAACUACCACUUCGAUAGUCAGAGAGCUCAAGGAGGAUCUGAAGCACCCACAGAGGACAUCCAUUUUAGUCCAACAGUAGACUCUUCCGAGAAGAGAGUCACGGAAGAAGAAGUUAAGGAAGGCGCAGCGAGGGGUAGGGUUAUUAUCGUCAACAUCACUAGCGUGGGGAGUGACGCUUUAGUUAUUUCCUCAACUGGUCUCAAAGUAAUCCAUCUUCAAGGCCUCGACCCCGACGAAGCCAGAGACUGGAUCAAGAAGGACAUGACAGCUACCUCAGUCAACCGCGGUGCGAAUAACAAAGCCUACUUGCGCUUUCUCUCCUGGCUGUGGAGGGUGUGCGUCAAGCCUGUUUUUGAUGGGCUCCAAUAUAAAGUGCAUGAUUCUCCGGAAGACAUGCCAAGGGUGUGGUGGGUUGGAACAGGGCUGGCCAGCUCAUUUCCCUUUCAUGCGGCAGGCAAUCACCUUACGGAACGAAACGAGAGCGCCAAUUCUCGAGUGCUUUCUUCUUACACUCCGUCCUUGAGAGCCCUCUUAUAUACAAGGAAUCGAGAGCCUCUAUCCAACCAGGCAACUCAGUGCCCAAAGCUCCUCACAGUGUCCAUGGCCACCACGCCCGGUGCUGAUGAUCUGGACGGUGUCUUGGCAGAGAUAGUCGCCGUGACAGACACAAUCGGGAACUAUGUUCAUGCGGAAUGCCUCAGCCAACCUGAUGCUGACACAGUCAAGAGACGACUCGCAGACUGCCAUAUUGCCCACUUCGCCUGCCACGGGGUAUCAGAGCCCAGGGACCCAUCUCAAAGCGGACUAUUACUCCAGACCAUUGGCGACUCGCCAGAACAGGACAGGCUUACAGUCGGCAGUCUGUACGAGAUUGACUGUUCACAAGGCCAGAUCGCCUAUCUAUCCGCAUGCUCAACCGCCGAGAACCGAUCCAAAUGGCUUGUCGAUGAGGUGCUGCAUGUCGUGAGCGGGUUUCAGGUUGCCGGAUUCCGGAACGUGAUUGGGUGUCUGUGGCCUGCUGACGAUACUGUUUGUGCAGAGAUUGCAAAGCCGUUUUAUUAUGAACUGUGUCGUGGUGGAAAGAUGGAGUAUAAUGACGGCACGGUCUCAUUGGCACUUCACAAGGCCGUCUUGCAGAUUUCAAGGAGUUCCCAGUACCGCAAGCGGCCUUUGCAUUGGGCACAGUAUGUUCAUUUUGGCGCCUGA